Molecule: messenger RNA, 1571 nt
Organism: Daldinia vernicosa
Lineage: Eukaryota; Fungi; Ascomycota; Sordariomycetes; Xylariales; Hypoxylaceae
Exons: 2
Coding region: 191-1330 (379 amino acids)
Source: RefSeq, a predicted model, not a curated record
AAUGGCAAGCACCUCAUUUCUAAACUUCAUGACAUUUCACUUAAAGGAUCCGAGAUAUCAAGACGUGACUUAGGUCUUUAAAUUAUAAUUAUAAUUUCAAGUUUUAAUUCUGCAUUACAUGGUAACCUAACGUCUCAAAUGCGUUUCUGCAUAUCGUCAAGCCAUCUUAAUUCCAUCUUACAGAUAUCCGAUGGCUAGGAACGGUAUAAGUGAGCCUGGUCCUCGCGUUCCCCACGGAGCUCCCGCGACCUGGCACAGUCAACUACCCGCUGAAGAGGAUGAAUCUGAAUGGGAAUAUGAAUAUUCCAAAACUGAGACUGAGAGCUUCUAUGUCACUCUGGAUCUCUCUCAAGCAGACUUUACUAGCCGUGAUGCCAGUGUUAUUAACAGGCCGGGCUAUCGAGGUGGCGAGAAAGCUGAAAGGGCGAAAUUGUACUUGAACAGGCGGAUGAGCCCUAGCAACGGUAUCGAUAAUAGCGACGACGAGAGAGAUCUAUCGCGAAAUUCAAACCCGAAAGAUUCUCAAGGUGCUGAUGAUGGAGAUGACCAUGAGGUUCAAAUCUUGGACCUCGAAACUACCAACCCGAUUAUUUCGUAUAAAGGGCGCGUCUAUUCAGGCCAAUGGAACCAGAACGUCGGCACCGAACUCCUCUUGGUAAAGCGUGACAACGAUAAUCCUCUUCCGGCUCUCCGGCAGCUGGAUCAUGAUGUGGAUCUCUUAGCCGCUAGCUGCGCGAGAAUCAACGUCAAGGAGAAGCAGCUCAAGCCCAAGGACGCCACUCUUAAACGGCAGCGUGAUGCGAUUGCGUCUAAGGAGCGGCAAAUCUCCCAACCUGCUGUCCCUCCUGCCGAAAAGUGGGCUGGGGCGGAAAGGGUCGCCCAGGGUAACUUUCUCGAGAAGUUCAUCGCGCUCAAGAAAAAGUUGGGCGAGACGGAUGAAGUCACUGUAAUUGCUAAGAGCAUGGAAGUGAGAGCCCAACACAACCGAAGCAGGAAACUCAAGCAAGGCCACCGGGGCAAAUUCAAUCUUCCUCAUACUAGGGGCCCGAGGAGAAUGAGGGUGAAAGAUGCUGGCAUUCUUAGAACGUUAUCGAUUCGCGAGGGGUCAGCCGCAACUUCACCUUCGCCUAGUGUUGCCGAUACUAUGGUUUCUACGCCUACCCCGCACCAUUGGGAUGAAUUGGAAGAAGGGGAGCAGGGCGACGACAACGAGGUGAUGGAUGGGAAUGGGGAUGAUGACGAGGUGGAUAGGAUGGAGUAUUAUGGAUCGGGAGGAGAGGGAGAUGAGAAUGAGGACGUGGACGUGGACAUGGACAUGGAUGAAAUCUAAGGAUUCUUCCAAGAACCUCGAUCAGAGUUAGUAUCGUGCUAAACUAUGUUCACCGUUACCGUAGUACCUGGUGGUUUGGUCAAGAGCCACCGAAAUGAGAAUCAAUCUUUGUGCUUUAAUUUGCCUAUCCUUAAGUAUCCUUGUCUGCUUCCCGCGGGGAAUUCAUUCUUCGGGGUAAAUACAUGCGCGAUCGCAUUUUUCAACUCAUCAUACAGUAGCCACAGACUACUCGAUGGUCCUC